AUGUGUUCUCUUACUGAUGAACAAAUCAUCUUGCUAUGCCACGACCCUACGACCGAGAUCAUCUCGCUGCCGGAGUGCACCAAUAGGGUGGUACGUAUCACGGACGGUCUGGCAGCAAAGUUUGGGCGAUUUGUUAGCGUUCACGAGUUCAGAAACCAACAUAUUGCGCAGCGGUAUCUUGAUCCAGACCUAGUUCGCGUACUGAAAUUCCAUCGGUACAUAGAGAAGGAGGGAACGGGAUAUAUUAUCAUGGACUACGUUGAUGGUCAUAUCUUGGACCUGCAAUGUGCGAGGAUGAUGGCGGAGAGGUUGGGCAAAGUCCUGAAUCAUCUCCACGCUCAGACGGCCACCCGGCCAGGCUCACUGGGUGGAGGCCCGCUUUCCGGUGCACUCUGGCCUGAACACGAAGAGGUGGAGUUCUCAGAGGCGGAGGACCUUCAACAUUGGCUGCAGUCUCAUAUGCCCAAGUCAGCAGGCCGAAUUGACCUCAACGGGCACACCUUCAGCAUGUGUCAUUUGGAUUUCAGCCCACGAAACAUCAUGGUUGAUGGAGAUCGCAUCUACCUCGUCGACUGGUCGGCUGCUGCCUACCUGCCACGAUUCUUCGAGUUUCUCGUAUACAAAUUCCUCCCACAGGAUCUUGAAUUCUUCGCGCUGGUGAAACCAUUCCUCCUUCCGUUGACCGAGAAAGAACAAGAGAGCGUAGAGAUUGUGGCGGAAACCCUGCAAUACGCUCGCUUCCAUUAUCAUCCGGGGACUAAAGUUGCUCAUAGAACGCGCAUUGGAAUGACGGACUUUAGCGGCGACGCUCGGAUCGUCCAUUUGAUCCAAGCUGUGUGCCACCCCUUCAACGAGAACUACAACCAUUGGUCGCUCAAUAUCCAGUUCAAGAAUCGUGCAGCGGACGUUCAAGUGGCAGGUUCUAUUCGCUGUCAUAUGAUAGUGAACGCGGACGACGGCGAAACGAUGUAUACCGUCACCACGCACGCCUAUGCUGUCACCACUAACUGUGUCUUCACCGUUGAGUUUCCGCCGACCUCGAGCCAGCUGCCGGUUGGCUGUGUCAGUAGCAUCAUUCGAAACAAUAAUCUACAUAUGUUUGAAUACUCAUCCGAAGGAUCCGGAUGUAGACAUUGGAUUUACGUGGUCAUCCAACACCUCGAAGCCACGGACUACAUUGCUCAAGGAAGCGCCGCACGUCUCUGGCCGUACCUGCACCAUUUCUACGAAAUCGCCGUUAACGGGCAGACAGGUCUCACCGUAGAGCAAGCCGAGUCUGUGAAUCAAGACUCCAAGGUCAGAUCUAUGCUUCAGGAGCGCGAGCCCCUCAGGGUACGUCUCAAGGGAAGGGCCGCCGAAACCCCGACGUGCCAGAAGGUGAGCCGAUUGAUCACGAAUGAGAAGGAGCGGGUGCGUCGGGCACUUCUGGAAGAGAUACAGAGGAAAUAUGAACUCGAGUCGUCUGUGCGAUCUAUCGAGGAGCAGCUCGCCGGCGUCAAAGUUCGUGGACAGGAGAAGGUCUUGUCAUAUUUCUCUGAGGACACGCUUGCCGAUCAACGUCGGCUUAUCGAAACCAUGAUCCUUGCACCGCCUGGAGCCACACUCGAAGAAGAAAGUCAGCGACGAGACAAUGCAGUCAACGCCGUGAUAGCAUAUUGCAAGAUUGAGGAAGGCGAUAUGUAUGGCGGCCGAAAGCGGUGUGACGGCAGACGCGGCGCCCCGGACGUAGCUUUAAAGACGGAGGCACCCCUAGAGUAG
Verruconis gallopava is the source of this 1758-nucleotide messenger RNA. RefSeq lists its product as uncharacterized. Bases 1 to 1758 code for a protein of 585 amino acids. The record is from RefSeq and is a predicted model, not a curated record. The transcript is spliced from 5 exons. Lineage: Eukaryota; Fungi; Ascomycota; Dothideomycetes; Venturiales; Sympoventuriaceae.